GAUCUCAGCUCCUUUUCAGCUAGUGGGUGGAACCCCAGGAGGGAAAACUCAGGGAAGCCCAGGGCCCGUGUUGUGCUUUUGGCCCAGGUAGGUGGACAGACAUGUCCCAGGCGGGGGACGUAGAAGGCCCCAGCACAGGAGACCCUGUGCUCAGUCCCCAACACAACUGUGAGCUUUUACAGAACAUGGAAGGAGCCAGCUCCAUGCCAGGCCUGUCACCAGAUGGGCCGGGAGCAAGCUCUGGGCCCGGAGUCAGGGCUGGCAGCAGAAGGAAGAUCCCCAGGAAGGAGGCCCUUCGAGGUGGCAGCUCCCGGGCUGCAGGUGCUGCUGAGGUCCGGCCAGGGGUCUUGGAGCUGCUAGCUGUGGUACAGAGCCGGGGCUCGAUGCUGGCUCCUGGGCUCCACAUGCAGCUGCCCUCGGUGCCUACUCAGGGGAGAGCUCUGACCUCCAAGAGGCUCCAGGUUUCUCUGUGUGACAUCUUAGAUGACAGUUGCCCCAGGAAACUUUGUAGCAGGUCUGCUGGCCUCCCAGAGAGAGCUCUGGCCUGCAGGGAGAGGCUUGCAGGAGUGGAGGAGGUGAGCUGCCUCAGGCCCAGGGAGGCCAGAGACGGUGGAAUGAGUUCUCCAGGGUGUGACAGAAGAAGCCCCACACUCAGCAAAGAGGAGCCCCCUGGAAGGCCCCUGACAUCCUCACCAGACCCAGUCCCUGUGAGGGUAAGAAAGAAAUGGAGGAGGCAAGGGGCUCAUUCAGAGUGUGAGGAAGGGGCUGGUGACUUCCUGUGGCUUGAUCAGAGCCCUCGUGGGGACAACCUCCUGUCUGUGGGAGACCCUCCCCAAGUUGCUGACCUGGAGUCCUUGGGAGGCCCUUGCAGACCUCCCUCUCCAAAAGACACUGGGUCUGGGCCUGGAGAGCCAGGUGGAAGUGGGGCAGGAUGUGCCUCAGGGACUGAGAAAUUUGGAUAUUUGCCCGCUACAGGGGAUGGGCCCCAGCCAGGCAGCCCCUGUGGCCCUGUCGGGUUCCCAGUGCCCAGUGGAGGGGAGUCCCUCAGUUCAGCUGCACAGGCUCCUCCACAGAGCGCAGCACUGUGCCUGGGGGCGUCAGCACAGGCCUCUGCAGAGCAGCAAGAAGCUGUGUGUGUCGUGCGGACUGGCAGCGAUGAAGGCCAGGCUCCAGCACAGGACCAGGAGGAGCUGGAGGCCAAGGCUCAGCCAGCUUCCAGGGGAAGGCUGGAGCAAGGACUCGCUGCCCCCGCUGACACCUGUGCCAGCUCCCGGGAGCCCUUGGGCGGCCUCAGCUCCUCCCUGGAUACUGAAGCCAGCAGGGCCUGCUCAGGCCCAUUCAUGGAGCAGAGAAGAUCCAAGGGCACUAAGAACCUGAAGAAAGGUCCAGUGCCCUGUGCCCAAGACCGGGGCACAGACAGAAGCUCAGACAACUCCCACCAGGACAGGCCAGAGGAACCCAGCCCAGGAGGCUGCCCCAGACUGGAGGAAGUGAAAAUACCCCAUGGAGUGAAGCUUGUGUGCUACCUGGGUUCCGGGCCAGUGAUCCAGCUCCUGGGGGCCAUCAGCCACGGCCAGGCAGGGGGGCAGCUGCCACCAAAGCUGGAGGUUCUAGAGGACUUGAUGGAGGUCAGCUCACCCUCACCUGCCCAGAGGCUCAGAAGGAAGAAAAGGCCCAUGGUGCAGGGCCCUGCUGGGUGCCAGGUUUUCCAGCCUUCUCCUUCAGGAGGCACAGCAGGGGACCCUGGUGGCCUCUCUGACCCCUUCUACCCUCCAAGAAGCGGUUCCCUGGCCCUUGGCGACCCCAGCUCGGACCCUGCAUGUUCCCAGAGUGGCCCAAUGGAGGCUGAAGAGGAUUCUCUUCCGGAGCAGCCAGAGGACUCAGCUCAGCUCCAACAGGAGAAGCCAUCCCUGUAUAUUGGGGUGCGGGGCACUGUUGUCCGUUCCAUGCAGGAGGUACUAUGGACUCGCCUUCGGGAGCUCCCAGACCCAGUGCUGAGUGAGGAGGUGGUGGAGGGCAUUGCUGCUGGCAUUGAGGCAGCCCUCUGGGACCUGACACAAGGCACCAAUGGCCGGUACAAGACCAAGUAUCGCAGCCUGCUGUUCAACCUGCGGGACCCCAGGAACCUGGACUUGUUUCUCAAAGUGGUUCAUGGAGAUGUCACCCCCUACGACCUGGUGCGGAUGAGCUCGAUGCAGCUGGCCCCCCAGGAGCUGGCCCGCUGGCGGGACCAGGAGGAGAAAAGGGGCCUGAAUAUCAUUGAGCAGCAACAGAAGGAGCCGUGCAGACUUCCAGCCUCCAAAAUGACCCACAAGGGCGAAGUGGAGAUUCAGCGGGACAUGGACCAGACACUGACCCUGGAGGAUCUGGUGGGACCGCAGAUGUUCAUGGACUGCAGCCCACAGGCCCUGCCCAUCGCAUCAGAGGACACCACGGGGCAGCAUGACCACCACUUCUUAGACCCCAACUGCCACAUCUGCAAGGACUGGGAGCCCUCGAAUGAGCUGCUAGGCUCCUUCGAAGCCGCCAAGAGCUGCGGGGACAAUAUCUUCCAGAAAGCCCUAAGCCAAACUCCUAUGCCUGCUCCAGAGAUGCCCAAAACCAGGGAGUUGUCUCCCACGGAACCACAGGACAGGGUCCCUCCAUCUGGGCUCCAUGUGCCUGCUGCACCCACAAAGGCCCUGCCCUGCCUGCCACCCUGGGAAGGUGUUCUGGACAUGUUCUCCAUCAAGCGGUUCCGGGCCAGGGCCCAGCUGGUCUCGGGACACAGCUGUCGGCUUGUCCAGGCUCUGCCCACCGUGAUCCGCUCGGCAGGCUGCAUCCCCUCCAACAUUGUCUGGGACCUUCUGGCCAGCAUCUGCCCAGCCAAGGCCAAGGACGUCUGCGUGGUCAGACUGUGCCCACAUGGGGCCCGGGACACCCAGAACUGCCGCCUGCUCUACUCAUACCUCAAUGAUAGGCAGCGCCACGGGCUGGCCUCUGUGGAGCACAUGGGGAUGGUCCUGCUGCCCCUGCCUGCCUUCCAGCCCCUGCCCACCAGGCUGCGCCCUUUGGGGGGCCCAGGCCUUUGGGCUCUUCCUGUCUCCCCUCUCCUUUCCCCAGGUCUGGAGGUCACUCACUCAAGUCUGUUGCUGGCUGUGCUGCUCCCCAAGGAAGGGCUUCCAGACACAGCAGGGUCCAGCCCCUGGUUGGGGAAGGUUCAAAAGAUGGUCUCCUUCAACAGUAAGGUGGAGAAGAGAUACUAUCAGCCAGAUGACAGGAGGCCGAAUGUGCCCCUGAAGGGCACCCCUCCCCCAGGAGGUGCCUGGCAGCAGAGCCAGGGCAGGGGCAGUAUAGCUCCAAGGGGAAUCUCUGCUUGGCAGAGGCCCCCCAGAGGCAGGGGGAGGCUCUGGCCAGAGCCUGAAAACUGGCAGCAUCCUGGGCGAGGGCAGUGGCCCCCAGAGCCAGGCUUGCGCCAGUCCCAGCAUCCCUAUUCAGUAGCACCAGCUGGUCAUGGCUUUGGCCGUGGCCAGCACUUCCACAGGGACUCCUGUCCCCACCAAGCCCUGCUCCGGCACCUCGAAUCCCUGGCGACCAUGAGUCACCAGCUCCAAGCCUUACUGUGCCCCCAGACCAAGAGCUCCAUCCCCCGCCCUCUGCAGCGUUUGUCUAGCGCCCUUGCAGCUCCAGAGCCCCCUGGCCCAGCCCGUGACUCCUCUUUGGGGCCUACAGAUGAAGCUGGCUCUGAGUGUCCCUUCCCUAGAAAGGCCUGACCCUCCUUACCCACCAGAACAGGGGUUUUGAUGCCCUCACUAGUGUUGAAGCCUGUUCCAGAGAGAGGUGGGACUGCAAGGAGAGGAUGGUCAGCCCUACCCACCUGCCCUGUUUGAACUUCCUGUUUGACAAUGUUUGCUGUUGAUUUUUUGUUCAAUAAAGAAUUUGGUAAAAUUGGGA
Molecule: messenger RNA, 3933 nt
Organism: Homo sapiens (human)
Lineage: Eukaryota; Metazoa; Chordata; Mammalia; Primates; Hominidae
Gene: SPOCD1
Product: SPOC domain containing 1
Exons: 16
Coding region: 102-3752 (1216 amino acids)
Biological process (GO): DNA-templated transcription
Cellular component (GO): nucleus; chromosome
Source: RefSeq, marked reviewed